AUGUCGCAGAAUGGCAUAGGAGGAGGUGAUGAACAGCAAUACGAUGCCCUCAUCGUCGGCGCCGGCUUCGCGGGCAUCUACACGCUGAAGAGUCUGCGUGAUGACCUCGGGCUUAAGUGUCUCUGUAUCGAUCAAGCGGGCGAUGUAGGCGGGACGUGGUACUGGAACCUCUACCCGGGCGCCAUGUCCGACACAGAAUCCUACGUCUACCGGUACUCCUGGGACAAGGACGACCUGGCGACGUAUCCCUGGAAGGAACACUACGUCAAGCAGCCGGAGGUGUUGGCGUAUCUGCGGCAUGUGACGGAGAAGUUUGGAUUGAGGCGGGAUAUGGAGUUUGAGACGAUGUUGGUGGGGGCGGAGUGGGUUGGGGAGAAGGAGGGGUGGAGGGUCACGGUGAAGGGGAGGGAGGGCGAGAGGACUGUGCGGGCGAGGUAUGUGGUUAUGGGGUUGGGGUUGUUGUCGAGGCAGAAUGUGCCGGAUAUUAGGGGGAUGGAUGGGUUUGAGGGGGAGAUGGCGCAUACGGGGAAGUGGCCUGCGGGGCUUUCUGUUGAUGGGAAGCGUGUGGGCGUUAUUGGGUCUGGUUCUACGGGUAUUCAGGUCAUCUCAGAGAUCGCUCGCAAGGUCAAGACUUUGACGUGCUUCCAAAGGCAUCCACAGUAUAGCGUUCCUUCUGGUGAUAGAAAAGUGACUACAGAGUAUCGACAGUGGGUAAAUGAAAAUUAUGAUGAGAUUUGGAAAACAGUUAGAGAUUCCACGACGGCGUUUGGAUUCAAAGAGAAGGAGCGACAACGGAUCUUCCAGGAAAAUUGGGAUAAGGGAAAUGGAUUCCGCUUCAUGUUUGGAACUUUCAACGACAUCUCGAUCGAUGCCGAGGCCAACGAAGGUGCUUGCGAGUUCAUCCGGAGUAAGAUUGAUGAGAUUGUGAAAGAUCCAGAAAAGGCGCGCAAACUGAAGCCGUAUGAUCUGUACGCCCGACGGCCACUGUGUGAUGGUAAUGCUUCGAGUGGGCAGACGUACUUCGAGCAGUUCAACCGGCCGAAUGUCGACAUUGUUGAUUUGAAGGAGACGCCGAUCGAUCAGAUCGAGGCCAAGGGCAUUCGGACCGGUGAUGGCCAUCUGCAUGAACUGGAUGUGAUCAUCCUGGCGACUGGAUUCGAUGCUGUGGAAGGUAAUUACAACCGCAUGAGGAUCCAUGGUCGAGGAGGCAAGACUCUCAAAGAUGCGUGGGAGGAGGGUCCUACCAGCAUGUUCGGCGUACACAUUCCGGAUUUCCCGAACUUCUUCAUGAUCAAUGGUCCUUUAGGUCCAUUCACCGACAAUCCGCCGGCGAUCGAGGCUCAAGUAGAAUGGAUCACAUCGAUCAUCCAAGAAGCAGAGAAAGCAUCAACCUCGUCUGCAGUAAUCGAAGCGACUCGAGAUGGCCAGAGACGGUGGUCCGAGGAAUGUGAGAAACUGGCGGCGAACUCGCUGUUCUGGAAAGCAGAAGACAACUGGAUCUUUGGCGCGAACAUACCUGGCAAGAAGAGGUGUUUGCGGUUCUAUUUUGGCGGGAUGGGAGGAUUCCACGAAGAAUUGCGCAAGUGUGCUGCAAACCAUUACCCCGGCUUUGAGCCUUUUGCGCAAGAGCAGGCAGUGAAAGCGUGA
Zasmidium cellare ATCC 36951 is the source of this 1647-nucleotide messenger RNA. RefSeq lists its product as uncharacterized. The record is from RefSeq and is a predicted model, not a curated record. NCBI's taxonomy places the organism in Eukaryota, Fungi, Ascomycota, Dothideomycetes, Mycosphaerellales, Mycosphaerellaceae. The transcript is spliced from 7 exons. Bases 1 to 1647 code for a protein of 548 amino acids. Gene Ontology annotation, molecular function: N,N-dimethylaniline monooxygenase activity; NADP binding; flavin adenine dinucleotide binding.